CGUUUGAGUGGGGGGCAUUUUACACAAAUUAAACAUGCUACUCUGCUUCGCCCUAUAAGCAUCCUAGGAGCCUGUGCUUACCAAUCAAUUGGUACAGUCAAACAGCCGCAGCCUGCGUGAGAGUGGAGACCUUCAGUCUCGCUUUAUUUCUGGAUAUUGGGGGACCUCUCUACCAUGUCAUAUCCACAAUUUGGAUAUCCCUACUCGUCUGCUCCACAAUUUCUGAUGACAACCAACUCUCUGACCACUUGCUGCGAGUCCACCGGCAGAUCCAUAGCCGACUCCGGAGUAGCGGCGCCCGGCCAGACACCGGUCUACUGCCCCGUGUACGAGAGCCGGCUGCUGGCCACGGCGAGGCAUGAGCUCAGCUCCGCCGCCGCGCUGGGCGUGUACGGGAGCCCCUACACCGGCGGUCAAAGCUAUGGGAAUUACGUUACAUAUGGCACGGACGCCUCGGCUUUCUACUCGCUGGGCACAUUCGACACUAAAGAUGCCACCGCGUCUGCGCAUGCGGGGAUAACCCAGGCGACAGCUUACUACCCUUAUGAUCCUACCCUGGGACAGUAUCAGUACGACAGAUAUGGCUCCAUGGACGGGGGAACGAGGAGGAAGAACGCCACGCGUGAGACAACCAGCACGCUGAAGGCCUGGCUGCAGGAGCACAGGAAGAACCCAUACCCGACUAAAGGCGAGAAGAUCAUGCUGGCCAUCAUCACCAAGAUGACCCUGACACAGGUCUCCACCUGGUUCGCCAACGCCAGGAGGAGGCUCAAGAAGGAGAACAAGAUGACGUGGCCUCCCAGGAACAAGGGCUCGGAGGAGAAGAGAUAUGACGAUGAUGAGGACGGGUCUCAGGAGGAGCAGAUAAAAAGUGAAAACAAUGAAGAUGAGACCAGGAGUCGGGCUGAUAAGGACCUGCAGCUCAGCGAUCUGGACGACUUCGAAACGCUGGAGUCUGAGAGCUCCGAGUGCGAGCUGAAGCACCGAUACCACAUGAACACGCACAUGUCCACGACGACCGACUGCCCCGCCGAGCACCUCCUCAAGGACACUUCUCUGAAACUCUCCAUCCCCGUUUCUCUCGGGGGGGAGCAGGACUUGAGCAAAAGCUGUCUCAAGACGAACCCGGAGGAUUUCCAGGCGGACAGCAGGCAGCAGGCCAAGGCGUGUUAUAACCAGCAGCAGCAGAUACUGGACGGGAAACCCCGAAUCUGGUCCCUGGCCCAGACCGCCACGUCCCUGAACCAGACUGAGUACCCGUCCUGCAUGCUGAGGUGCCAGCCGCCGCCCUCCUCCCUCACCCCGUCCCCCGCCGCUACCUCGCCCGUGGCCGGCCUGGACAACAGGCAGGACUCGCCGGUCACGACCCUGCGAAACUGGGUGGACGGGGUCUUCCACGACCCCUUGUUCAGGCACAGCACAUUGAACCAGGCCCUGACCAACACCACCGUCUCUUGGACCGCGAACACCAAAGGCAGCAUGCUGGAGGCCGAGAGGAGCGCGGCGGUGUUGCAGCAGCAGCAGCAGCAGCAGGACUCCUCCAAAGACAGCAGUGCCAUGAGUUUCCCCAAAACCAUCAACAAACUUUUUUGUUCCUAACGAAACCAAAACGACGACUUUAAUGCAAAAAGACACAGACUUGUGACUGAGAGUCGAAUGGAAAAGCCUAUCGCGUCUCCAUGUCCCCCCCUUCAUUAUGUUUUACUCAUUUUUCAAUGGUAGCUAUGUAUACUGUUACAUUGGCGUCACACAAGUGAGAUAAUUAUCGGAUCCGUUUGGCUUCUUUGAUUCAACGCACGCACACAACUUAUCGAAUUGUAUAAAAACAGUUUACAUCUUGGGGGGGAGGGGAAAUAGGCCUGAGGUUUACAUGAUUUUUAUUUUUUAUUUACUAUGCGCAUGCAAAUGUAAUUGAAUAUUAUUUAGGUCUCAGCAGUUGAGUAUCACUAUUAAAUGAAAAAGAAAAAAAGUCUCACUAAUGCACAGCUCUUCCCAGUGAGUGGGGGAGG
Paralichthys olivaceus (Japanese flounder) is the source of this 2009-nucleotide messenger RNA. RefSeq names its product iroquois homeobox 4a (gene irx4a). Gene Ontology annotation, molecular function: DNA-binding transcription factor activity, RNA polymerase II-specific; RNA polymerase II cis-regulatory region sequence-specific DNA binding. The record is from RefSeq and is a predicted model, not a curated record. Gene Ontology annotation, biological process: neuron differentiation; cell development; regulation of transcription by RNA polymerase II. NCBI's taxonomy places the organism in Eukaryota, Metazoa, Chordata, Actinopteri, Pleuronectiformes, Paralichthyidae. Gene Ontology annotation, cellular component: nucleus.